GAAACACACACAAGAUGGCGGUGACACUUACACAAACACUAAUGAUUUAAGACCGAGAAACCCGACAAAACACAUUUACAAAGAUUCGGUGGACGGUUAAUGUUUGUGUGUUUUGAGUGAGUCUGUAAACUAAAGUCAGGCUUGUCUGAGGUAAACGGCGCUGGUUUGGGUGCAAUUUGAGGUAAACUGUAAGAGUUUGGGUUAUUUUCUGUGGUAAUGAUGACUCACAAGAGAGUUUAAAUCCCGUUGGAUUAGAUUUAGUCUUAAUGUAUGUGGUGAAAAUGAGAUACUGAAGGCCGGUGCUGUUGAAUCAGUUUUGUGAACAUCAGGUCCAGGGUUUGGAGUUAACUAGUACGUUUUGGGUGGGUUAGUUGAUGUAAAGAUGUGUGAUUCCCGGCUGUGUGUAUGAGGACAGAGAGUGAUAGUGUGGUAAACAGCUGAUUUCUCAGGUAAAUAUGAUUGAUAAUAGAGAGUAAAGGCUGCUAGUGUUGAUUAAAUCAGUUUAGGUCAGUGUUUGUGUUGGUUUAGUGUGGUAAAGAUGAGUGAUACUCGUCGGAGAGUGAAGGUUUAUACUCUGAAUGAGGACAGACAGUGGGAGGACAGAGGGACUGGACAUGUGUCCUGCUCUUUUGUGGACACACUGAAGGAGACAGAACUCACGGUCACCGCAGAAUCUGACGGGUCACUAUUACUGGAGUCCAAAAUCAACCCCGACACCGCAUAUCAGAAACAACAGGACACGCUCAUAGUCUGGUCUGAAGCAGAGAACUAUGAUCUGGCUCUGAGUUUCCAGGAGAAAGCCGGCUGUGAUGAAAUCUGGGAGAAGAUCUGUCAGGUGCAAGGUAAAGAUCCGUCCGUGGAGAUCACUCAAGACCCCAUCGAUGAAUCUGAGGAGGAACGUUUCGAGGAGAUGCCGGAGAGCAGUCACCUGGUGGAGCUUCCACCCUGUGAGCUAAGCCGACUGGAGGAGAUCGCCGAGCUCGUGACAUCCGUUCUGUCGUCGCCCAUCCGCCGGGAGAAGCUGGCUCUGGCGCUCACCAGCUCGGGUUACAUCAAGAAGUUGCUGCAGCUCUUCAGGACGUGUGAGGACUCGGAGCAUGGUGAAGCUCUUCAUCACCUGUACGAGAUUGUGCGUGGCGUGCUCUUCUUGAACAAAGCCACCCUGUUUGAGGUGAUGUUCUCAGAUGACUGCAUCAUGGACGUGGUGGGCUGUCUGGAGUAUGACCCGGCGCUGGUCCAGCCCAAGAGACACAGAGAGUUCCUCACCAAGACGGCCAAGUUCAAAGAGGUGAUCCCCAUCACAGACUCUGAGCUCCUGCAGAAGAUCCAUCAGACGUAUCGAGUGCAGUACAUACAGGAUAUCAUCCUGCCUACGCCAUCUGUGUUUGAAGAGAACUUCCUGUCCACAUUAUCCUCCUUCAUCUUCUUCAAUAAGGUGGAGAUCGUCAGCAUGCUGCAGGAGGAUGAGAAGUUCCUGACUGAGGUGUUUGCUCAGCUGACAGAUGAAUCCACAGAGGAGGACAAGAGGAGAGAGCUGGUGAACUUUUUUAAAGAGUUCUGUGUGUUCUCACAAACAUUGCAACCGCAAAACAGGGACGCUUUCUUUAAAACACUGGCAAAUCUUGGAAUUUUACCAGCCUUGGAAAUUGUGAUGGGUAUGGAUGACAUGCAGGUGAAAGAAGCAGCUACAGAUAUCUUCUCUUAUCUAGUGGAGUUCAGUCCGUCGAUGGUCAGAGAGUUUGUGAUGCAGGAGCCGCAGCAGGCUGAUGAUGAUGUUCUGCUGAUUAAUGUGGUGAUAAAGCAGAUGAUCUGUGAUUCAGACCCGGAGCUGGGUGGUGCUGUGCAGCUCAUGGGUCUCCUGAGGACCCUCAUUGACCCAGAGAACAUGCUUGCUCCAGCCAAUAAAACUGAGAAGAGUGAGUUUCUGAGUUUCUUUUAUAAGUACUGUAUGCACGUGCUGACGGCACCACUGCUUGCCAACACUGCUGAUGAAAACACUGAUUUGAGCGAGGCUAAAGUGAACCAUGUUUGUCCAGAUAACUUCCAGACAGCACAACUCCUGGCUCUGAUCCUGGAGCUGCUGACGUUCUGUGUGGAGCACCACACGUACCACAUCAAGAACUACAUCAUGACUAAAGACCUGCUGAGGAGAGUCCUCACACUCAUGAACUCCAAACACACAUUCCUGGCGCUGUGUGCCCUGCGCUUCAUGAGGAGAAUCAUCGGUCUGAAGGAUGAGUAUUAUAACCGCUACAUCAUGAAAGGAAACCUGUUUGAGCCGGUCAUCAAUGCCCUGCUGGACAACGGCACCAGAUACAACCUGCUGAACUCUGCCAUCAUUGAGCUCUUUGAGUUCAUUAAAGUGGAGGACAUCAAGUCUCUUAUCGCUCACAUUGUCGACAACUUCUACAAAGCGCUGGAGUCCAUCGAGUACGUUCAGACGUUCAAGGGUUUGAAGGGCAGAUACGAGCAGGAGAAAGAUAGACAGAGCAGAGGACUCAACAGGUAUCGCAGAGAUGCGCGCUCAUUUGAGGACGAUGAAGACAUGUGGCUGAAUGAAGAUGAGGAAGAGGAGGAAACUGACACAGGCCUUGACAAGAGCAAGACUGAUUACGGGAAGUACAUGGAGAAUGAGAAAGUGAAAGAAAGUCUAGACAAAGAGAGUCAUGCCAGGCGGACGCCCACAGGCAGCUUUAAGUUCACCUUCUCUCAGUCUGCAGGAGCUGCCAAUGGCUCCAAACCUCCAUCAGCUUCCUCCAGCAGCUCCAAAUCAGCUGCAGCGCCCUCUGGCCAGGCCGGCAGGACUGGACCCAUCGGCAUUGUGGAUUACCCUGAUGAUGAGGAUGAAGAGGAGAAUGAAGAAGAGGAGCAGUCACCACGGAAACGGCCUCGUCGAGGCACUUAAAGGCAUGCUGGGCUUCUGUUUCCUGCUGUCUAAUGGUACCAGCUCUACCUCCACCUCACCUGAACCACACAAGCUCACAUUCCUCUCCAGUGAACCAAUCACCGCAGCCGUCACGCAGCAGGGGCUGAUGGGAGAGUGGCACGGGCUAGCAGGACUAGCCGCAGUAUUGAUGUGUGUUCAGAGACCGAGCGGCUGCUGGAAAACUGUCAUAGUGGCAUCAGCAGAACGGAGUGCUGUACAGUGUUUAUUUCCUUUUUAAAUGGUUUGUUUUUUAAUAAUUGAAUGGGGGGAUCCUGCCCAUGUGACAUUUGUCACAUCAGUGAGGGCCUCUAUAAUCACAUGUCUGUCAUUCAGACAGUAAGUUGCAAUGUUGCUUUUUAAAACAUUAAAUUGCAAUAAAAUGAUUUUGUCAUGAUUUGUCAUGUUUCCUAUCAGUACUACUGAAUGCAUUGCAGUGAAACAUUCUGCUCACAUCAUGAGGAUAUUUAUAAAUCUCUGAGCACCAGUACUGAUCUAAAAUCAGCUUUUGACUUUCCUGUAUUGAUGAAAUGAGAUUAAUUCCAGAGCUGGAAGCUGAUUGGACUCAACCUGCAGAACUUUAAGAACAUUUUGAUUAAACAUCUUGUUUUUUU
Messenger RNA from Myxocyprinus asiaticus (Chinese sucker), 3537 nucleotides. RefSeq names its product serine/threonine-protein phosphatase 4 regulatory subunit 3-like. Gene Ontology annotation, molecular function: protein phosphatase activator activity. Gene Ontology annotation, biological process: DNA damage response; protein dephosphorylation. The coding region runs from base 539 to 2905 and encodes 788 amino acids. Gene Ontology annotation, cellular component: nucleoplasm; protein phosphatase 4 complex. The record is from RefSeq and is a predicted model, not a curated record. NCBI's taxonomy places the organism in Eukaryota, Metazoa, Chordata, Actinopteri, Cypriniformes, Catostomidae. The transcript has 16 exons.